UAUGUCAGGCACGCACUGGGCAAUGAAACGCGCGGUCAAUACUUAGCUCGGAGGAAUGAUAUUAUUGCCGGAAAAGAAGCGCCCGUUGUUGUCAAACGACGCAAUGUACUGCAGGCCGAGCGACAAGCGAAACGAGCCCAUCGCUCUCGAGCGCAAUUGCAGGCUCGAGACGAAGGACGAAAGCCGGUCCUGUUAUCGCGGAGGCCUCUUACAUUCCUCGUGCAGCCGCAGUCUGUCUCGCCUCUCUCCUCCCGUGGGAUACGCGCGCCAGGAGUGCCUUCGAGCGUGACGAGAUCGCACGCCGAUCUUCUGCAUUUUUCUCAAUAGAAACAAGGAGCGUGUGCUUCACUUCCCCUUCAUUGGAUACCGAUUUUAUUCCAUCCGCUAUUUUUACUUGCAUUGCAUUUCCAAAUUUUAUUUAUCGAAUAACCUUUUAGACGAUGUUUCUUAGGUAAAUGUAGAUUUGCGCUUUGCUCCGAAUUGCUCCAUUCGACUUUUUUAUUCUGUUUACGAUACACUAGCUUCGAAUCUGCCACCAUCGGCCAUAUUGACUCUUAGAUGACGUAUGUAUGGACAUGUUGCUUUUCGACAGUGCUAAUUAAUAUAUUGGAAAGCUCGAUAUUUUUGAUAAAACAAUGCAGUUUAAGCAAGUGGCUGUCAUGAUAAUGCAUUCUCUGUAAAGUAUUAACUUCUCUGACUAUUAGUGUUGUUUUCAGUUGAAAUUCAAGUUGUAAAGUGAACGCCGCAACUUGAAAAUAACCUAUGAAUGUUUUGUGAAGUCGUGAUUGUUUUCACAAAUGUACAUGAGUAGAGUCGAAUAUUGGUGUUAAAAUUUUAAGUAAUACUCAAGUCACAUACAACAAUAAAUAAAAAUGAUUACCGUGAACCGAAGCGAUGGAGUCAAACGGAAAUACAGAGGAAAGUUUUUAAUAAUGUGUGAUAAUAUUUUUAGCGGUGAAGACGUAACACUGACUUACCCUAAUUUUUGGAAUGAAUUGCUGCUAAUUAAACCUUACUAUUCUUAUGUAGAGAGUGAAAUAAUGAAAUUAGAUCAGGAAUCUCUCACUCGAUGCAAGAAAAAUUUGAAUACAUUAAUGUUACAUUGUGUGGAAGCAUUGAAUGAUGAAAAUGGAUACAAGAUUAUUCAUUCGGUACAAACUAUUUCAGUUGUUCUAUUUUCAUUAUUUAAAAAACUCAGUGAAUAUAACAUCAAUCAUGACUUAUUAGAUGUUCUAUUUGGAGUUGAUAGCGUAGAAGAAAAAAUGACAAAUUUGAUCAAGCACUCAAAUGCUUUCAUAACUGGCGAAUAUCCAUCUAGUUUAAAAGCUUCAUUUAUCCAGAUGUAUUUAAUUAUUGCCACUGGUAUGGGCAACAUGGAUGAAAAUUUACUCAUCAAAUACAUGAUGAAUAGUACUGUAUUCGAAUCACUUAUAGAAUUACUAAAAGACAAAACAUCAAGAAACCAUCAUGGGCACAGUAUAAUAUUGAUUUUGAUGUUACUCGUUAACUAUAAGAAACAUAAGAGUACAAAUCCUUUCAUUGUUAAACUAUCGAUACUGGAUGAUGAACUGGCACUCAAUGGCUAUGGACAAGUUAUUUCAAGUACAUUAUCAGACUUUUGUAGAAAAUUCCCUCUUUUAAAUGUAUGUGUUGAAGGAUCAUGGUUUUCAUCUUUGACCAACAUAAUUGGUAAUAUUUUUGUCGGUGAAGAAGAGACUAAAUGGCAGCAUAUUCAGGACAAUAACUCAGCUCUUCUUGCUUUAUAUGAAGCAAUUCAUCUCAACAGAAAUUUUAUGACUACAUUAGCUUAUACACAAAAUGAAGAAACUUUUCCAGUUUAUCAAAAGGAUACUGCAAAUCAGAAUGCAUCAGAAUUUCAAACACUAGAAGUUACCACACAACCCUCCAAUUUGUUAGCUAUAUUUUUUCAAUACUGCUCAAUUAUAAUGCAUGCUACACCAACAGAUAGAGUGAAUAACAACGUGAAAUUGUGUUUCCUAAUUUUAAAUUGUAUUUCUGAAGAUCAGUACGCAAAUAGUUUGAUGCACGAUGCCAAUUUAGUUUUCAAAGUGCCGCUUUACAAGAUAUCGAUAAACCAUAGAAAAUAUGGAACAUCUAUGUCUUUUUCUCAACCAUUGGCAGCUACUCUUAUAGAUAUAAUGAUUGACUUUAUUUCUUCGCACAUGGUGAAGAAAUUUAAUUUGGAGUUGUACUCUCAAUGUCUGGGUAUAUUAUUGAGGAUAUUAUAUUAUCAAAAGCGAUCUUGUAUUCGGUUGAACUAUGAAUGGAUUAAACUUUGGACAGUUCUAAUAAAUCUCAUAAAAUUCCUUACAUUGCAUGAAAAUCAUUUAGCAAAGAAAAUGAACAUAUUUUCACUAGCUACAGAAGUAGUGAAAAUUUUGAAUAUAUUUAUAACAUACGGUGACACUUUUCUUUUUUCAUCUAGUGCAUACGACAAACUUUUUUACGAGAUCAUUCGUAUGAAAAUGAUAUUUAUAAACCUGCAUGCAAUGGGACUUCGUUAUUCAAAUUGUGAACAUUACAAAUACAAAGAGAGUGCUGCAAAAUUAACGAAUGCCUUGGUGAACAUAAGAGACAUUUUGGAUCAUUUUUCGCCAAAAAUUAAUGAAUGGUUAGUGAGGCAAAAUAUAUCAACACCAUCGGAAAAUCAAAUAAUGGCCAUCAUUAUAGAGCAUUACGACAGUUUGACGUUGAAACUUCAAGAGAACUUGGAUCAUUUUGAAAGAUAUUCAGAACACGAUACUUAUUCUGAAUUUUUUAGUAAUUUGGUAAGCAAUAUGAUUACAGCUACAAGACUGUCUAUAAAUAUUGAAGAAGUCGACUGCCAAAGUAUAUUUAAAGAUUGUAGUCCUAAUAAUCAAUAAAUGAUUUUUCGCGAAAAUAAAAAUUAUCGAUUAUAUUUCACAUUUUGAGCAGAAAGCACUAAAACGAUGUAAAAUUAAAAAAAUAUACCAAUUUAUUUUGUAUACUUCGUAUUUAUCUGUUACGUUUGAUAAUGUAUGUACAUAAAAGAGAAAUUUUUUGUAAGCACCCUUGGUUGAACUUUGUAAAAUUUUUUUCUAGUUAUUAUAUUUGUUAUUAUAUAUGUAUUUUAUUAUAAUGCAGCUUUAAGCAAAUAAAAAAUCACUUUAGCACAAAAAUUUGCAUCCUAUAUCUCGAUAGACCUUGACCUUACUCAACUGUUUCUUUUAUUUAAAAUUAUACUAAAAAAAUAAACGUUUCAAACACUCCUUGAACUAUAAUUAUGGUCUAAUUUGCAAUUACUUCCGUAUUUUAAUUGAUUUUCUCGAACGUGAUAGCAUAAAUAUUGCUGCCGUGCGCGAUCGCGAAGCCUUACGAUAAUAUAUAAUUAGUGUUAAAUUAUCGAAACCUUUCAACGCCUCUCAACUUGACAGUAUGUCAAAGGGUAAUGUCCAAUUGCAAGAAGAAUUAUUUAACGUGCAUCCGCUAAAAAUUCGAAAAACGGCCAUUUACUCCCUCUAUGUUAGCGGAGUGCAUUAAACCGGGCAGCGGGUGGGAAACUCGUUCUUGUUAGGUCCCGAGAGCGACUUAGAAAGUACAGGUCCUU
Molecule: messenger RNA, 3589 nt
Organism: Phymastichus coffea
Lineage: Eukaryota; Metazoa; Arthropoda; Insecta; Hymenoptera; Eulophidae
Product: armadillo-like helical domain-containing protein 3
Exons: 1
Coding region: 873-2885 (670 amino acids)
Biological process (GO): regulation of Golgi organization
Cellular component (GO): cytosol
Source: RefSeq, a predicted model, not a curated record